Molecule: messenger RNA, 6600 nt
Organism: Anolis sagrei ordinatus
Lineage: Eukaryota; Metazoa; Chordata; Lepidosauria; Squamata; Anolidae
Source: RefSeq, a predicted model, not a curated record
AUGGCGAUCCUCACGCGCAGGGGUUUCACAAACCGUACAGAACCUGAGGCCAAAUUCCAAAGAAAACCUGCCCAGGAAGAAAAGAUUGUUGUCCAGGAGCAAAAAAGCGUGGUCUUGUCAACUUCUGUGACGCCUGAUAAUGCUGAGGUCAAAUGGUUCAAGGAUGGGAUUGAAAUCAAGGGCAACAAGAAGUAUGAGAUGAAAAAAGAUGGAGCUUCCCGGACCCUGACUGUGAAGCAGGCUGAGGUCAAGGAUAUUGGUGUUUACACCUGCGAGACCAAGAAUGACAAGCAGCAGUUCCAAGUUCAGGUCCAAGAAGCCCCAGCCUUGUUUGUGAAGAAGCUGGAAGCCAAAACGGUGGAGGAGAAGGAGACAGUGACACUAGAAGUAGAGCUCUCAAAGGCCACCACGGAGGUGAAGUGGGUGAAGAAUGGCAGCCUGCUCCAUUCAGAUGCCAACAUGGAGAUCAAGGCCGAGGGGACAAAGCACAGCCUCGUGAUAAAGAGUGCCGCCUGCGAGGACCGUGGUUUUUACGCCUGCGAGACCCUCCAUGACAAGACCCAGGCAAAACUCACUGUGGAAAUGAGGCCCAUCAAGGUGGUGAAGGGCUUGCAACCUAUGGAUGUCCACGAAAAAGACUCUGUCACCUUCGAGGUGGAGUUAUCCCAUGAAGAUGUGGAAGGGACCUGGAUGAAGGAUGGCUUGAGGCUGAAGCCCAAGGAGAACUGCCUCAUUAGCGCCAAAGGGAAGAAGCAUUCGCUGACCCUCUCCAAACUUGCCAUGGAGGAUUCGUGUCUCAUCGCCUUCAAGGCAGAAGGAGUUCACACCACAGGAAGACUUAACGUGAAAGAAAGUCCAGUGAAAAUAAUCAAACCUCUGGUAGAUCUCAAAGCUCAGCACAAGGAUAACGUCACCUUUGAGUGUGAACUGUCCCGGGCUAAUGCGGAAGUGAAGUGGCGUAAGGAUGGCACUGAGCUUCGGCCAAAUAAAAGAAUCGUAAUGGUGGCCCGGGGGACGAAGAGAAGCCUCACCAUUCACAAAUGUGAAUACGAAGACCGAGGGAAAUAUAUGUGCGAUGCGGAUGAUGACAAGAGCACUGCUGCCUUGGAGAUCCAAGCCCGAGACAUCAAGAUUGUGAAGCCGCUUGAAGACUUGGAAGUGAGCGAGAAAGAAAGCGCGUCGUUCCUCUGUGAGAUUUCGCACGAUGAGGUGGAAACGCAGUGGUUCAGCAACGAACACAAAAUCCGGGCAGGAGACAACAUCAAGUUGCGUCAAGAUGGAAAGAGCUACCAGCUUGUCUACAGAAGCGUGGAAGUGGAGGACUCAGCGGAGAUCAAAUUUGUUGCCGAAACGGCAGAAUCUCGAGCAAAACUUAAAGUGAAAGAAUUGCCUGUACGGUUUGUGAAACCCCUGCGCGUGAGGAUCGCCAUUGAGAAGCACCGGGGCUUUCUGGAGUGCCAAGUGUCUCGGGCCAACGCGGAGGUCAAAUGGUACAAGGAUAACAAGGAGAUCCAUCCGGGCCAGAAGUAUGAGAUGGUGAGCGACGGGGUCUACAGGAAGCUCCUCAUCAACGAGGCCGAAUUUGAGGACGAAGGAAUCUAUACCUGUGAUGCAACUGAUGAGAAGAGCACUGCUCAGUUCUACGUGGAAGAGCAAUCCAUUAAUAUUGUGAAGGAGCUGAAAGACGUUGAGGUGAUUGAGCCAGCGGAAGCCAGGUUUGAGUGUGAGAUCUCCAUUCAGUCGGUGAAGCCUCCCAAGUGGUCCUUACGUGGGGAGGUCCUCCAAGCCAGCAAGGACAUUUUGAUAGAGCAAGAAGGGAAGAUCCACCGCCUGAUCUUGAGAAAGACUGACGUGGACAUGACCGGCACCAUCCAGCUUGCCAUUGGCAAAUCCAAAUCCUCAGCCAACCUGGUUGUGAAAGAGCGCAAGGUGGAGAUCACCAAACACCUGCAGGACGUGGAGAUCGAGGAGGAGAGCUGUGCGGCCUUCUCCUGUGAACUGUCUGAAGACACUGAAGAUGUGGAAUGGUUCCUCAACGACACACAUCUCUUUCCCAACAACUUCAAUGAGAUCAAGAGCCUUGGCAAGAUUCACAGCCUGACGCUAAAACACGUCAUGCCAGAAGACUCGGGGACAGUGACCGUCAAGGUGCAUAAGAAGGUCUCCGAGAGCGCACGGCUGAAGGUGAAAGAGAAGCCUGCUGUCUUCAUGAAAUCCUUGGAUGAUGUGGUUGGAGAAGAGCGGGGCACCAUCACCCUGGAAUGUGAGGUCUCCAAGCCAAAGGUCAAACCCAUCUGGAAGAAGGAGGGCCUGGAGCUCACGCCAGGAGAGAAGUACGAGAUGCUUCAGGCGGGGAAGACGCUGGGUCUCGUCAUCCAUGACCUCAGCAAGAGCGACGCCGGACUGUAUACCUGUGACCUCGGCACAGAGGUCGCCAAGUCUAGGGUCAACAUCCAAGAGCUGAAUGUUGGCAUCACAAAACGCUUAAAGAACACCGAAGUGCUGGAAGGAGAAAGCUGCAGCUUUGAAUGUGUCCUCUCCCAUGAGAGUGUUGAGGAUUGCCAUUGGCUGCUCAAUGGGACUGAAGUGGGCCAUGAAGGACGGUUUAGGGCCUUCAACAAAGGAAGGAAGUAUACCCUCAAUAUCAAAAAAGCCCUACCUUCUGACGCUGGAGAAGUGGUUUUCUCUGGACGGGACCUGAACUCUAAGGCCUUGCUGGUCGUGAAAGAAAAGCCAGCAGAAUUUACCAAGAAGCUGGAAGACAAGACCACGGUGGUGGGCCAGGAGGUGAGCCUGAGCUGUGACAUGUCCAAGUGGGACAGCAACGUCAAGUGGUGCAAGGAUGGGAAGGAGAUCCGGAGGAGCCAGAAGUACGACAUCCGGCAGGAGGGGACCCGGGCCAUCUUGAUCAUCCACGAUGCCUCCGUCAAGGACAGUGGGGAAUAUACCUGCGAGACAGAAAUCUCCAAAACCAAAGCAAGGCUUACUGUGGAAGAAGCGGGGAAUUGCUUCAUCAAAGAUCUUUCAGACCUGAAGAUAGAAGAAAAUAAAAAAGCAGUUUUUACCUGUGAAACUAAGAAGCCAGCUUCGACUGUGACAUGGAGGAAAGGGAUCACGGAUCUCAAAGCGAGCAAGAAAUGUGAGAUUAGCCAGAAGGGGAACGUGCUGCAACUCACGGUGAACGACUUGGUGGAAAGUGACACCGACAUCUAUACUUGCGACAUUGGUGACAUGCAGUCAAGCGCAAAGCUGGUUGUAAAAGGCUUUCAUAUUCCUACUUGCAAAACAGCACAUAGGGAAACCCUGAACCCACAUUCCUUGAUCUCCUGUUUUAUGUUCACCGUCUUCAAUUCUGCAUUUUUAGCCCUGCCGGUUCUUAUUCAACAAGAACUGCAAAACAGGGAAGCUCAGGAAGGAAGCAAAGUCCGCUUGAGCUGUGAGCUGAACAAACCAGACCUGCCGGUUCAAUGGAUGAAGGGCAGCAACGUCCUGCAAGCCGGCGAUAAGUAUGAACUCAAGCAACGGGGCACCGUGGUGGAGCUGGUCAUCCGGGAUGUGAAGGCGGCGGAUGCCGGGGAAUACACGUGUGCCAUUGGCGAGGUCAAGACAUCUGCUCAUGUGGAAGUGACGGCUGCACCAAUCAUGUUUAAAGAAGAGCUUAGAGAUACGGAGAAAGAAGAGGGGGAAGUUGUAGCUUUGCGCUGUGUCCUUGCCGCACCGGAUGUCACCGUGUCCUGGAAAAAAGGAGCCACUGUCCUUCGGGCCAGUGAGAAGUAUGAGAUGAAGAAGGAAGGCUGUGUAGCUGAACUAAUCAUUCAUGACGCAGAGACAGAGGAUGCUGGGAGAUAUUCCUGUGACACUGGAGAACAGCAGAGCACAGCUCAGGUCAAAGUCCAUGCGACACCUGUCCGUUUCAAAGAAGCCCUGAAGAACACAGAAGCCACACAAGGCGGAGUGGUCACUCUGCGUUGUGAGCUCAACAAACCUGCUCCGGUCGAGUGGAUGAAAGGGCAGAAAGGCUUGAGGCCCAGCAGCAAAUACAGAAUGAAGAAAGAAGGUCCUGUUGUGGAAUUGAUUGUCCAUGAUCUGGACCUGAAGGAUGCUGGAGAUUACUCCUGUACCGCUGGAGACCAAAAGACAACAGCUGUUCUAACAGUGAAUGCCUUGCCAGCCCAGUUCAAAAAACAACUCAAGAACGAGGAAGCCACUGAGAGUGGAACAGCCACUCUGCAAUGUGAGCUAACUAAGGCAGUCGACUCCGUCGAGUGGAUGAAGGAUCAGAAGGUGCUGGAACCCAGCGACAAGUACAGAAUGCGGCUAGAAGGCCGCUUUGCUGAGCUCACCAUCCAAGACCUGGAACCGGGGGAUGCUGGGAGCUACACUUGUGUGUGCGGAGAUCUGAAAACCACUGCUGCUUUGAAAGUCAAUGCACUGCCUGUGUUUUUUCAAGAAGAGCUAAAAAGCCACGAGGUUGCGGAGGGUGAGACGGUGACUUUGCACUGCAGGCUGAGCAAGGCCUCCCCUGUGGAGUGGCAAAAGGGGCCAAAGACACUCAAAGCAGGCGGCAGAUACAAAAUCAGGCAGGAUGGGCUCAAUGCUGAGCUGGUGAUCCAUGACUUGGUUGUGGCAGACGCUGGAGACUACUCUUGCAAGUGUGGAAACCAGAAGACUACAGCUAGCUUGACAGUGAAUGUCCUUCCCGUGCUUUUCACCAAACCCUUGAAGGACCAAGAAGCGACCGAAGGGAAAAACGUCACUCUGCAGUGUGAGCUGAACAAAGCCUCUGUCACCGUGGAAUGGAAGAAAGGCCACAAGACCCUGAAGCCAGGCUCCAAGUACAAAAUGAGGCAUGAAGGUGCCGUGGCCGAACUGGUCAUCCAAGGCCUGGACGUCACCGAUUCUGGGAGUUACAGCUGUGUUUGUGGAGGGGAGCAGACCACAGCAUCUUUAGAAGUCAAGGCCCUUCCUGUACUGUUCAAAGAAGGACUGAAGAACAGGGAAGUGGUAGAAGGCACCACGGCCACCUUGCGUUGUGAAAUGACCAGAGCGGGAGCUGAAGUGGAGUGGAGGAAGGGGCCCCAGGCCCUCAAGCCCAGCGACAAAUACCGAAUGAGACAGGAAGGAGCGGCGGCAGAAUUGCUGAUUCGGGAUCUGCAGGUGGAGGACACAGGAGAGUUUGCCUGCCUUUGUGGAGACCAAAAGACAACAGCCAUCUUGACCGUUCAUGCCGUACCCGCACAUUUCCAAGAAGAGCUCAAAAGCAAAGACGUGACCGAAGGGGAGGCGGUCAUUCUCCACUGCGAACUCAACAAGGCUGCCCCGGUGGAGUGGAGGAAGGCCGGGCAGCCGCUCAAGGCAGACGACAAACACAAAAUCAAGCAGAAGGAUCGUGUGGCUGAGCUGGCGAUCCACAAUGUCACCGAGCAGGAUGGCGGAGACUAUUCCUGCAUUUGUGGUGAUCAGAAGACAUCUGCGUCUCUAACGGUGCAUGCUCUGCCUCCACGAUUCAAAACAGAGUUGAGGAACCUGGAAGCUGCAGAAGGUGGAACGGCGACUUUGCAUUGUGAACUGACCAAAGUGGCCGCUCCUGUGGAGUGGAAGAAGGGCAGCGAGGCGCUCAGGCCAAGUGCCAAAUAUGAAAUGAAGCUGGAAGGUGUUGUUGCUGAGCUUGUCGUUCACAACCUGGAACUGGCUGAUGGCGGAGAGUACAGUUGCAUGUUUGGUGACCAGAAGACUUCCGCUUCCUUGAAAGUCAAUGCCCUCCCUGCCCAGUUCAAGAAAGGCCUGGAGAACCAAGAAGCCCUGGAAGAUGGGACGGCCACCUUCCAGUGUGAACUCACAAAACCAUCUCCUGUGGAAUGGAGGAAGAAGCAUAAGUUGCUCAAACCGAGUGACAAAUACAAGAUGAGGCAGGACGGCGUCCUCUCAGAGCUUGUGAUCUCCAACCUGGAAGUGAAAGAUGCCGGAGACUAUUGCUGUGUUUGUGGGGAUCAGAAGACAUCUGCUGCUCUGACCGUGCAUGCCGUACCUGCAUUUUUCAAAGAAGAAUUAAAAAGUACUGAAGCCACAGAAGGGGAGAUGGCUACCAUGCGUUGCAAACUCAGCAAAGAAGCCACAGUGCAAUGGAAGAAGGGGGACCAGUCUCUGAAACCUAAUGAAAAAUACACAAUGAGACAGAAGGACACCACGGUGGAACUAGUGAUCCAGGACCUAGAAGAAGGGGACGCUGGGGAUUAUGCCUGCGUUUGUGGCAAUGAACAAACUACCGCUGCUUUAGCCGUACAUGUUCUACCGGCCAGUUUUGAAGAACAUCUAAAGAGUGAGGAAGUGAUGGAAAGUGGAGUUGCCAUUCUGAGCUGCAAAUUGACCAAGGCCGCUCCAGUGGAGUGGAUGAAGGGGCAGCAUUUGCUCAGCAAAAGCGAUAAAUACCAAAUGAGGCAGGAGGGCUGCUUUGUGAAGCUGGUGAUCCAAGAUGUGGAAUUGGAAGAUGCUGCAGAAUACACUUGCCUCUGUGGAGAUGAGAAGACAGCAUCUUUCUUGACUGUUCAUGGUAAAGGAACAUGGUUGCUUACUAUUUCGCCCACUAUCCAUUUUCUGUAG